Carlito syrichta (Philippine tarsier) is the source of this 2359-nucleotide messenger RNA. It is a transcript of the gene ZDHHC6, whose product is annotated as zinc finger DHHC-type containing 6. Lineage: Eukaryota; Metazoa; Chordata; Mammalia; Primates; Tarsiidae. The transcript has 11 exons. Bases 617 to 1858 code for a protein of 413 amino acids. Gene Ontology annotation, biological process: protein palmitoylation. Gene Ontology annotation, molecular function: protein binding; palmitoyltransferase activity. The record is from RefSeq and is a predicted model, not a curated record. Gene Ontology annotation, cellular component: Golgi apparatus.
ACGCUUGUUCAGGCGGCGUUCCACCGCCCCCAACCUCCCGGCUCCCCGGCCACCCCGGCCCGGACCCGGCAAGGCUCUCACCGGGCGGGAGUCGGGGGACCCUCGCAAUCUUGCUGGUAAUCUCUGCCGUGAGCACCGCGAAGUCCUGCUCGUAGCCUUCGAAGUCGGACGACAUGGCGACUCCGAAGUGACUGGGCCAAGCCAAAGCCUAGGUCAGGACAGGGGCCUCGCGGGGCGGGAGGGCCGCGGCUUAGGGACCCCGGGAGUGCCCUCGAGAGCAGAGCAGAGAACUGGGAACAGCUCCCAACCCAGUCGCUUCCUGGUUGUCCGUCACAAUCUUGGUCCUCCGGAAAUUGCGCUGCGUGCGCGUUUUGUUUUCCGCUCUGUCUUCAAGAUUAAGAAGUUGAGUUCCAAACCAAGAUACUGGAUUCUCCUAGUUAAGAUAAAGAGCUUUGAGUGCUUAACAGUGAAAAUGCCACAAUCUGUAUUAAUAUUUCACAACUUGAAGGCAUGACAGUUAAAGAACACACAUGGACUUGUGGCUCAUGGAAAUGUAUGCACAGAAAAAGGAAAUCUAUAAUUAUUUAAAAGUAGGAAGGCAUUCUUCCUCGCCGAAAUGGGUACCUUCUGCUCAGUUAUCAAGUUUGAAAAUCUCCACGAGUUAAAGAGACUGUGUCACUGGGGUCCCAUCAUAGCCCUUGGUGUUAUAGCAAUAUGUUCUACAAUGGCCAUGAUUGACUCUGUAUUGUGGUAUUGGCCCUUACAUACAACUGGAGGAAGUGUGAAUUUCAUCAUGUUGAUAAAUUGGACUGUCAUGAUUCUUUAUAAUUACUUCAAUGCCAUGUUUGUCGGUCCUGGCCUUGUCCCUCUGGGGUGGAAACCGGAAAAUUCUCAGGAUACUAUGUAUCUCCAGUAUUGUAAAGUCUGCCAGGCAUACAAGGCGCCUCGUUCACAUCACUGCAGAAAGUGUAACAGAUGUGUGAUGAAGAUGGACCAUCAUUGUCCUUGGAUCAACAACUGUUGUGGUUACCAAAAUCAUGCUUCGUUUACACUGUUUCUUCUUUUAGCACCACUGGGUUGUAUCCAUGCUGCUUUUAUUUUUGUUAUGACUAUGUACACACAGCUUUAUAAUCGGCUCUCCUUUGGGUGGAACACAGUAAGGAUUGAUAUGAAUGCAGCCCAGAGAGAUCCUCUUCCUAUUUUUCCAUUUGGAUUAGCUGCAUUUGCUGCCACCUUGUUUGCCUUGGGAUUAGCUUUAGGAACAACCAUAGCUGUUGGGAUGUUGUUUUUUAUCCAGAUGAAAAUAAUUCUUAGAAACAAAACUUCUAUUGAAUCAUGGAUUGAAGAGAAGGCUAAAGAUCGAAUUCAAUAUUAUCAACUAGAUGAAGUCUUUGUUUUUCCUUAUGAUAUGGGAAGUAGGUGGAGAAACUUUAAACAGGUAUUUACGUGGUCAGGGGUCCCUGAAGGAGAUGGACUAGAGUGGCCAAUAAGAGAAGGCUGUCACCAGUACAGCUUAACUAUAGAACAGUUAAAACAAAAAGCAGAUAAGAGAGUCAGAAGUGUUCGCUAUAAAGUAAUAGAAGAUUAUAGUGGUGCCUGCUGUCCUUUGAAUAAAGGAAUCAAAACCUUCUUCACAAGUCCCUGUACUGAAGAGCCUCGAAUACAGUUACAAAAAGGGGAGUUCAUUUUAGCCACAAGAGGUUUACGAUACUGGUUGUAUGGAGACAAAAUUCUUGAUGAUUCCUCUGUAGAAGGUGUUUCGAGAAUAAGAGGAUGGUUCCCUAGAAACUGUGUGGAAAAGUGUCCCUGCGAUGUUGAAACAGAUCAAGCCCUGGAGGGUGAGAAGAAAAAUAGAUAGCCGCUGUUAAAAUGAAAUUAUUCUUUAAGUCUGUUCCAUUACUUGAAAAUUAUACAUAUUACUAAAGAAUUAUGCAAUGAACCUACUUUGGUUAAGGUGUUCUUUUCCUCAAAGGUGCCCUAGUGCCAUGAUUUAAUAUUUUUAUUACCAUUUUGAAAUGGAGAAGCCAUUCUGCAUAUGCCUUUGAAUUCCUGCCCCUCUUUACCACCUCUUCUUCCCCUCAAAAGGAAAAGCAUUUCACCCAAGUAAGUUAAUUGCAUUUUAGCUAGGAUUUUUUUUAUGCACUGCACACUCUGAACCUCACCUGCAGAUAUAGUUCCCCCUUUGCCAGGAGCAUCUGCAUGUGAUACUUUUUUUUUUCCUUCAGUUGAUAUUUAAGUGAUAUUCUAAAUACUAUAACUCAAUUUGUCAAAUUCAGUAUAAACUCAAAUUUUGUUACCUGUCUUUUAAUAAUGCAGAUUUUGUCAAAUCAAAUAAAGAUCAAUGAAUGUUCUGUAUAAA